Molecule: messenger RNA, 8828 nt
Organism: Myxocyprinus asiaticus (Chinese sucker)
Lineage: Eukaryota; Metazoa; Chordata; Actinopteri; Cypriniformes; Catostomidae
Gene: prdm2a
Product: PR domain containing 2, with ZNF domain a
Exons: 3
Coding region: 329-4732 (1467 amino acids)
Cellular component (GO): nucleus
Source: RefSeq, a predicted model, not a curated record
AGAAGUGUCCCAAUAUUCAGUGGAUCAGUACCCUUGCCAGUGCCCGAAUUCGUGUUCACGAUAUUCUGAUUCACGCCAUAGUGAGUUAGGGAGCUGAUUGAGACACAGGGAUAGUCUGCGGCGAAAGCUUGUGAAGCACUGAGCCGCGCGCGAGCGACUGCAGCAUCAGACAAAGCUGAUUAUAUCAAAGAUAUUGUCAAGAGCUAUUACUGCAUUCAUUUUCAGCCAGUAGGCAGCCUCUCCUAAACACACUACAUGAAACGUUAGAGAGGAUAGUUAAACAGAGAUAUGGAGAUCAAAUGACACUGUGGAAGAGGAGAGACCUAGUAUGUCAUCAGGAGAUUUUCUCCAGCAACCUGCAGUUCAACAUAACCACUUCUACGAAGCAGCACUAUCAGGCAUUGUGAAACUAGUAGAGGAAAAUAUAGAAGAAGGGAUAAAGGGAGGAACAGAUGAGAAAAUGGAUUGCAAAGACAAACAGAACAUCCCAUUGUUGCCGAACGCCAGCCACCCUGUAUCUAUGGUAACACAAAAUGUAGCUAAUCAAAGUCAAGUGUUUGAGAUUGAGCAUCCUGAAAUGAUAAUACAGGAUUAUAGGACUGAUUUGCCUUUAAAUGACACUAAUGUUGACCUAGACCCAGACCAUGACCCUGAUGGUAAUCUCCAAAAUGUUUGUAAAUUACCCUGCCCUCGCUGCGAGAGAUCCUUUACAAGUAGACAAGGCCUGGAACAACAUAUAAAAAGACAUGCUUUAGCAACAAGCCACACACAGCAGUUCAAAUGCAGUCGCUGCAGAAGGACCUUCAGUACACAAUUUAGUCGUCGGAGGCAUGAGAGAAGACAUGAAAACAGAAACAGAAAGCCAGAUAAUCGUCCAGGAACCACUUGCACUGCCAAUCAAAAUGAGCCUGGCACUGGAGAACCUCUGAAUGCUGUCAGCCUGUCUAAAGCAGACAAGGCCUCACAAAACCUGGAGCCAAUCAAGUACUUUAAUGCAGCUGAUGGUAAACAGAAAGAUUGCUCUGAUAGAAUCAGUGAUGCCAAAGCCUCACUCAUCUGCAAGUACUGCAAAAAAGCAUUCAGAACUCAUACCAGUCUAAGGAGACAUCAGCGCAGGAUCCAUGAUCGCCAACUUCUUCCUAGAGGAGUUUGUAAGAAGGCCACAGUCACACAAACAUCUGAAGGACAGCAGCUUGUUAAGACUGCACAGGACUUUCAGACUGCUAUCCCACAGUGUAUGGAGGACAUCGAUCAGGAAAGGGAGUACAUAGUUGACAUCUCCAGUAACAUUUCAGAGAACCUUAGCUUCUACAUAGAUGGGAAAAUUGUCUCAACAAGUGCUGUAAGCAACUGUGAGGUGAUUGAGAUGAACUCUGGGGGCUUUGCUAUGAUUGAGCUGAAUGGUGUUAUCAUCAGUCCAGCUCAAAUUACACAAGCUUUUAAAUUAAAAACCAAUACUUACAAUUUGCCCUCUGAUCUGCCUGGGCAAUCCUCCACCAGACGUAGGACUUCUACCCCACCUUUACUGCCACAAAUAAAAACACAAUUGGAAUCUGAAACCAUCUUAACCACCUCUUCAUCUUCCCUUUCCUCUUUUUCGCUGUCCCCUACAUCAGGAACUUCGCUGGUCACCGCUUAUCUGCCCCAGUCUAUUGAGACAGUUGCCUUUCACAGGGAAAAAAUGGUCUAUCUGUCUCCCAAACUCAAGCAGCUACUGCAGAACCAGGAUGGUAGUAAAUUAGCAUUUGCAUUGAUUGCUGAUGACCAGAAACUUGACUCUCCCUUGUCUCUGACCGUAUUACCUGCAACAACCCCAAGGCUUAAAAGAAGAACAACAUCUCCUCCCAGCUCUCCGCAACAAAGCCCCGAUCUGAGUGUUGAAACUGUGCAGGAUGAUGAUUCUGCAACAGCCAAGGUGUCAUAUUUGGAGAGCCACAGGACAUCUCCUGAGUUGAGAUUCUCAGGCAAUGAUGAAAUUGAACCUUUGAAUCCACCCUCCUCUGAUGCAGCUCUGAUGAGGCAACAGAUUUUGCCAUUAGACUGCUCUGUAGUAAGGACUGGUGGAAACUCCUGUAACCAACAGCCAUUAGACCUCUCCAACCCUGUGGGUAAACAAGGCAGCAGUGAAGCUUUAGCAGAGUCUGUUCUAGACUUAAGUAUAGGUGGAAAGAGCUUGGACUGUGACUCAGCAGGAGGUUACCUCACUCAGCCUGCUGUUAAGAAGAGUAAACCAAACUCCAGUGUGCUUCAGAAGGUUCUUAUGAAUGAGUAUGCUGGAGUAGAUAUUACCUCUGAUGAAGUUCCAGCAGCUGCAGGCAUCUUCAGUGCUCCUGACAUAACAAACCUUUCAGUUGUGGCACUGUCUGAUUCAGGCCCACAAAACCCUGAAAAGCUUUUGUUUGAGUUUUCUGUUCCUCCUGCCUCUAUUCAUCCAAUGACUCCUUUACUCGCUCCUGUCAAUAUCCAUCCUGCUGCCCCUAUCCCUCCAUCUCAAGGUUUACCUUCUUCAACUCAAUCUUUUGUGUCCUAUCUAUCCACUCCCACAGAGAAGCCCAGUCAAGAAAGUCAAACUCUCCAUUCUACUCUCCUGGUAUCAGACACUGUGCUAACCCCAAGCACUGUAGAAGACUGCAUUGAUAGUCAUGUACAUCCCUCACAGGGUGAUUUGAAGCUGACAGUCCCUGACUGGAUGACCUCUGCUACUGGAAGUAUGGCCCACACCCUUUUACCUGCAGCCCCUUCAUUGAGUUUACAAAGCCCUCAUUGGGUCGCAGAUCCCACUGUAUGUGAACUAGCCCAAGAAACAUUGGUUGUAGGCUCUGUAUUAUCAUCUGAUGCACAGAUGUUUUCUACCUCUCUGCCUGUUAACCAGUCAAACAUCACAUCCUUGACUUUUCUGCCAAACACAGUUGUUAUUGAAUACACAGUCACUGAAAAUAUUCUCCCAACUCUCCAACCUAAUUCUAUUCAGUGUCUCUCUGACAAAGCUUCUGUAGAUACAACAUUACAAAAACAAUAUCAUGUCCCAGCUCAACUGCAGCCUGUCAGCCCUGAGACCACCCUAAUGCCUGAAACCACACAGUCAUCAAAGUCGUCAGGCUCUACAGAUGAUACACAAACCCUCACUGCUUCCACCAAUGAUGUGAAAGCAGAGAGCAAUGAAGAGGGACAGGAUAAUUUGCUAUGCCCUGCCAGUGCUAAUGUCCAGAUCUCUGAUUACUCUAAACAUGACAACAAAGUUGAAGAUGAAUCAUCUUCCUUGCAUUCCUUUUGCAAGAACUUCAUGUGCAAUGUUUGUGACGAGCCCUUCCAAUCCAUGAAAAAUCUCAGUCAACAUGUAGGUGAACACUCCAAGGAGUGGCCCUAUAAAUGUGAAUUCUGUGUGCAGUUGUUUGAGAGUGACAUGGGUUUGCUGGAGCACCGUUCCAGUUAUCAUGGUAUUGGUAAAAUCUAUGUCUGCAAAACAUGUUCUAAAGAAUUUGCAUUCCUCUGCAACUUAGAACAGCAUCAGCGAGAUCUCCAUCCUGGUCAAGAGUGCUUUCACACAGAAGUGAUGCAUGGCAAAUUAAGACCUGAAAAUCAUAACAGUCCCAACAUUCUGAUUCAAAAUCUGAUCAAACCAGACCUUCCCAUCACAGAAAAUAAGCAAGAAUCUGACAACACAACCUCAAAAGUAGAGGAGGAUGACUUGGAAAACACUUCUGAAGAAUUGUAUACAAAAAUAAAAAUCAUGGCAUCUGAAGGGGUCAAACCAAAAGGCCCAUAUGUACGUCUAGGCAUUAACCAACAUUACCCAAGUUUUAAACCCCCUCCAUUCCCAUACCAUAAUCGGACGACAACUGGGACAACAGCAGCAUCAGCCACCAACUUUACCACCCACAAUAUCCCUCAAACCUUCAGUACAGCUAUUCGUUGCACCAAGUGCGGUAAGAGCUUUGACAACAUGCCUGAACUGCACAAGCACAUCCUAGCCUGUGCUAAUGCUAGUGACAAAAAGCGCUACACCCCUAAAAAGAACCCUAUACCACUUAAGCAGUUUGCAAAAGUGCAAAAUGGGGUGUUAUCGCCUGCAAGAAUUGUUAAUAGUAGGCAGAAUCUCUCUCAAAAGCCUGGACAUCUGAAAAAAUUAAACUUUCCUGAAUCACCAGUUAAGAUAAAAAUGAGUAUCAUGAAUAAGAAGAAAGACCUGGGGGUUUUUGCAUGUCCUCACUGUAGCAGGGAGUUCACAUACCAUGCCAGCUUAAAGAAGCAUGUAGCUUUUAGCUGCCCCAUGAGGCCUGCCAGUAGAAAAUCCAAGAACAGAAAAGUUGACAGCAUUUUAGCCCAGGAGAACAACGAGAGCAUUCGCAGACAAAUAACAAAUAUUAGUGCAAAAUCACAAGGCUCAAACCAUGGGCCAAAAACAAUAAAAAAGAGUCAGAUCAACAAGCCGAACACAGAUGCUGCCACUCAGGAUAUUAGGCUGAAAAGAUCUACCAUUCUGUCAACAUCUGUGGUUCAGUCUAGUAAAAAAGGCAAGCCUAUUUUAAAAGGCAGCUUUAUGUCACAGCUGCCCUCAAAGCAGAUAGUCUUCUCCUCUGUUGCUCAGGCUAACUCUCUGAGGUUGAGAGAAAGAGGAGGAGGGCCUAUUACUCGCAGUGUGCAGCAGGCCAGAACGACAACAACACCCCUUGAACAGUCAGACAGUCACAACAUAGUCAUGCGUCCUGUUAUUCUUCUAGUCAAGAAAUGAACAAAAAAUUAGAACUGAUGUCAACUAUCUGUUUUUUUAAAUGCCACCUUGGUGCAUUGUUUAUGUGUAAAUAUGAUUCAUACAUAGUCAAGUAACUGCAGAUAUUGGAUUACUGUGGCCAAAACACACUUGGUGGCAUGGUGGCUCAGUGGGUAGCAUGUUCUCCCUGUGUAUGCAUGGGUUUCCUCCGGGUGCUCCGGUUUUCCCACAGUCCAAAACAUUCAGGUUUAGUGAAUUGGAGACUCUAAAUUGUCUUUAGGUGUGAGUGAGAGUGUGAAUGUCUGUGUGUGUUAGCCCUCUGAUGGACUGGCCACUUGUCCAGGGUGUUUCCCUGCCUUCGGGCCAAUACAACUGGGAUAGGCACUACCUGCACUACCUGCGACCCUACAUAUAGGACAAGUGGCUAUAGAAGAUGGAUUUAUGGAAAAGUUUUGGGCACAGUACUGUUUAACUGAACUUUUGAAAUGCUGAAAAAAGAAUGCCCUUAAUUUUUCUGAUUAUUUAUUUAUUAUUUAUUUUUUUUUACUGCCAGCUCAAAUACAGCAGGCUAUUGCAAUUCAUUUCUAAGCAUUAUAAAAUACCAUUAUUAUUUGCAGAAUAAUAAAAUCAUCAAUGGACCAACUAGUCAUUUGUAAAUACUUUUGCUGUAUGGAACAUUUUAUUGUGCUGACACAGGGGGUGUUCCUGAAUAUCUAUCAUCCACAGAGUUCCUAUCCUGUUUUAACACACCUGGCUGUAGUUUUCAAAUAACAAAUUACAUUGAUAAACUGGUUUAGGUGUGUUUGAUUAGACGCUGAACUAAACCCUGCAGGAAGAUAUAGAUCUCUAGGAGCAUUACUGAGCAACCCAAAUGGAUUACAAAAAACACAAAAAAAUGUUCUGAAAUGUCAUGUUAAAUCAAAAAGUGUUAUUUUAAUUGCUGGUAGAGUUGGGGUCUCAUGCACUUUACGCUGUUGAUCAUAUCCAUUUAUGAGAAAUGCAUUGCUGUAAAAUGAAAACAUUACUGCUAAUUAUUUACUUGUGUGAUUAUUCAGUGUUUAAGUGAAGACCAAGAUAUGUCCUAUUCAGUGAGGUUCACUGGAGCACAUUUAUUAUUGUGAUGUAGCUGGAUUCCAUUUUGUAGAUUGUGUUAGUUUGUGUAUUAUUUGUUGUAUAUGUGCAGUUUGGACUCUUCAUGCAUGCCCAAGACUUAAUGGUUGAGAGGUAGUGUGAGUGUUAAUUUAUCGACUCAGCACUACAGCAGACAUGCAGCAGGAGAAGUAAGAGAGGGAUUAAAAUAUAUUAUAUAAUUGAAGUGGUAGAAGACAUUUAUAUUGUAGUCACAAAGAACAUUUCUGAAUAUACAGCAUGUUCAGAGUGUCCAAAGUUUCUCUCUAUGUCUCUCUUCCUUUUUCUUCCUAAAUGUAGAAAUAUUUGGUUCAUGUCCAAAUGAGUCAUUAUAUUAUUUCAUGGGACUGAUUUGUUUUCAAAACAAGUUAAUGGACAUGUUUAGUACUGGGAAGAUAUUUAUUUGUGAAAUGAAAAGACUGCAACCACUUGCAACCAGGUCUGGAAUUUUAAAUGUCAUAGUGCUUAAGAUGAUCGUUUGCACAAAUUUGUGUUCUGUUGAACUAUGCUGAUGGUGAACAUGGUAUCAGACUAAAGCCUUAAAGACGUGUAAUUAUGCAGAGAUGCUUUGUUUGGGACAAAUGUGAUUAUGGUUAUAUUUUAUUUUGUCACUACAAGACUUCAUAAUCAGGGUUUAGAACAGGUAAUACAUUGUAUUUUAAUGGUUAUUAAGGCUUUAGGAAUAAUAUAGACAAUGAAAUGUUUACAAUAUUAUUGAUUGUUAUGAUCUAAAAGAACAUGUAACCAAAGUCUAUCUGUCCUGUUUGAAAAACAAACAACAACAAAAAAAACAAUGAAACUGCCAAAUAUCAGAACUUGUAUGACUACACUAUGUAGUCAUUAAACAUCCCACUCAAAGAGCUUAUAUUUAAACACGAGUUCAACAUGCUGCUCUAACAGCUCCAUUGCAGUUCCAAUAGACCUUUAUAAAUGUGAUGUAAUACUUGUCACAUUCUUUAAACAGAUGAAGAAUUAAUCUUUAAAUGAUUGUAGGCCUACUCUUAAAUCUUUUUUCUUACAUUUGAAAUAAGCGAAACUGUAACAAUGUUCACAAUUAUUUAUUCAGAUACUUAUCUUCUGUCAAAGAGGUUGCUUUAGGGCAUUCAUAUUCUAGAGCUGCAAUCUUGGUUUACAGUUUUGAAAAAGCCUUAAAGGGGCUUCAGAAAGGCCUUCUUUAAUGUGAAAUAUGUAUGGCAAUGGUACAAUACUAAGAUGUUCAACGUCUCCAAGGUUAUAUUCCAUCAGUAUAAUUUGACUUUGCUCAUGAAUGACUGAAUAAAUUGCUAUGUUUUAAAGUUCACUGCAGCGUUUGCUGUUUUCUGCCUAAUUGCAUGAUGUUGCAUGAAGUACAAACGCAAGCCAAAACAGCUAAAAUACACACAUUUUAUCAUAAAUAUUUUAAAAAGAAAUUGUAUGAAAGUUAAAGAUCCAAAUUAGUUUUUAUUAUACCCAAAUAAUUAUGGAUUCCAAGAGUCAAGGAUGUCAGUGGCACUUCAGAUGCAUGAAGAGCACCACUCACAAGCCCACAAACUGAAAUUUACAAAAUGUGCAAACUUAAUACUAUGAACAUUUCACUCAUAAAGGGCCAGAUGUGGAGACAGGUGUCAUGCCAAAAUGUGAAAUGGAGGCAAGGGUGUAGACAUGGCUUGAACCAUGCAGAGCACCUUGACUUUUCCCAGUGAGCAGGUUGAAAUAUAGGGAAGCUAUCGAAACUUAAAUAUUUAAAGGAACAAUAAAUUCUGACAUUGCCAGGCCAUUUAGGGCAGCAUGAGGUGCUUCCCGGCACACAGCACUUAGAUGUACAUUCCACUUCUCAUUUGUAUAUUCAAAGAAGUUUUACAGGAUUACACCAGCUCAAUUCCACCCACCCCUCUCAGAAAAAUGUAGUCUCACUUUUUUCAAUCAGCUUCCAUGCUAUACUUCAUUACUUCUGGCCACCCCAUCCCACGUCUGCUUCUAUCUGCCUGCACAUGACCUCCUCACCAGCUAGAAGCCAAACAUGGUAGGGGAUGGAUGUUUUGUAAAGUCGCAAAACAAAAGCAAUCAAAUGCGCACCCAUACUUAAUUUAAUUAAAAUGUAAGUUUAAUUAUGAUGGAUUUGAAGGCAGGUGUCCAUGAGCACAGUGCAUUACAUUUCUUAUUGUUCAGUUUACUUAUGCUGCAUUUGUAUUGAAUUAAGCUACUUCAGACAUAUCAGGAUACAAUGAAAAUCUACAUAAAUGAAUCAGAUUACACAGUGGACAGUACUUUGUAACAGGCUGUAAGUCCCAAUCCAUGGUCAUAUUCAUUGCAAUAAUUUAAGAAUGUAUAAGAAAACAGAGAUGUGAGAGGACAAGGUUGGAGUAGAGGCUAUAAAAAUGUAUUUAAAUCUAAAUGAUAAUGACCCAUGGGCCAUGUUUAUUGUCUUUUUUUAAAAAGAGGACCAAGUAUUUAAAGGGAUAGUUCACUCAAAAAUGGGAAAGUCACAUGUGGUGCCUGUUUAGUUUCACUUUCACAACUGAAAGAUUGAUUUUGAGUAGGCUAACAAAUGACUUAAAUGUUGUUGUUUCUCACAGACACCUAUCAUAUCACUUCAGAAGAUAUGGAUUUAACAAUUAGUGUAGUCUAGGGCAUACGCUGUAUGCCCACCUAUCUUAGGAUUUUGCAUAUACCCACCUGAAAUAUGUGAUGAUACGUAUGGCCACCGGUACAAUGAGGCUUUUCACCUAGAACAUUUUCAAUCUAAUAAUGCGAUGCCGCAACACCGUUGAGCAAAUGUUGUUGUAUUUUUAAUAAGUGUACAAAGGUUCUCUCUAAAUGCGCACGGAGCUGUGGGAAGCGGGAACACAACUGAUGGCACAGACAAGACAGACAGUCUGACUAAGCUGAUCCAACAAUCAGAAUGUUCAUUUCAGACGCGAAUGGAUGUUUGCUAACCAAUCAUAUUUUACUUUUCAGUAAGGGGCGGGACAUUUCCAGCCUCUAAUGCUGAUGCACAAGCAUCCCUGGA